UUUUAUCAUUGAUACUUAUAUAAAGACUAUUCCACGAUAUGAUACUUACUUUCUCAACCAUGUCAAAAUCAGAGUUAGAAAUUGAAAUCGCAUCAGAAUGCUUGAAUGAUAAAAAAUUAUUUUCUAAUAUUCAUAGUUAUAAUUUGCUCACAUUUCAAGAAGUGCAAACUCUAGUCAAACGUAUCUCAAAUGAUAAAGCAGUUAUACAAAAGUACUCUCUGAGAUCAUAUUCUGAUGGAAAGCUUGGAUUUCUCGGAUCCCAUCAAAGGCUCAACAUGGAAAUUAAAACCACAAAUGGAAAAGAUAUACUAACUUUUUUUGUUAAAACUGUACCAUACGAUUUACCAAUUCAAGCUGAAUAUGUACUCGAUAAAUGUGUCUUUUUGAAAGAAAAAAUUUUUUACCGUGACAUAAUUCCACAGUUAUAUCAUAAUUAUAAAGGUGAACCAUGGACGGCAACUUGUUUCUUAGUAAAAAAAAAUUUGUUAUUAUUCGAAGAUUUAAGUAUCAAGGGUUACUCAUUGAGAAAUAAAUUGUUCAACAAGGAACUCAUUGUGUCUAGUUUAACAACCAUUGCUAAAUUACAUGCAUGCUCUUUGUUGGCAGAAGCAUGUCUUGGAAAAUCUCUGAAGGAAUUAUACCCGCAAGCUUUCAUAGAAAAUGCUUUCUCCGAGACUGGAAAGACUAGCGAAUGGUUUGAUGUAAGUGUGAAUGCUAUAGUUGCCAUCGCUAAACAUCUUAAUCUGGAUACUAGUUUAAUACCAAAAACUUGUAAAGAAGUAUAUGCAGCUUUGAAAAUGUCAUCUAUAAAAAAGAAUGUAAUUAGUCAUGGAGAUUUAUGGGGAAAUAAUCUGAUGUUUAAUAAUAGUGUACCUCCAAAGUGUCUGUUGAUUGAUUUUCAAUUGAUCAGAUAUUGUCCUUUGGCGCAUGAUGUAGCACAACUCCUAUAUCUUUGUACUGACCGUGAUUUUCGAGUAACUUGGGAAAAAACUAUGUUAAAGCAUUACUAUAGUGUGUUAUGUGAAACUCUGAACUCAACAAAAACAAUUUCUGUGGAAAUUCCAGCUUGGUCAGAAUUAAUUGAAGGAAUAGAAGAACAGAGAUUAGCCGCUAUAAUUACUGCAGCUAUAUAUUUUCAAACUGUAUUAUUAGAUGAGAAAUUAGGAGCAGAAAUUUUGGGUGAUCCUAAUAGUUAUCAUGAAUUUGAAUUUAAAAAUAGAAAUGAAACAGUACUUAAACUUAUGGAAAUUGAUCCAAUAUAUAAUAAACGUUUAACAGAAACUGUUACUGAGUUAGUUGAGUUUAGUUUUCGGUUAAAUGAAUUACCGAAACCAACAUAAUUUUUAUUAGUUAAUUAAUAGAGCAUAUUUUUUUU
Molecule: messenger RNA, 1375 nt
Organism: Apis dorsata (giant honeybee)
Lineage: Eukaryota; Metazoa; Arthropoda; Insecta; Hymenoptera; Apidae
Exons: 1
Coding region: 39-1340 (433 amino acids)
Source: RefSeq, a predicted model, not a curated record